This is a messenger RNA of Athalia rosae (coleseed sawfly), 1635 nucleotides long. RefSeq names its product LIRP. Bases 1065 to 1469 code for a protein of 134 amino acids. NCBI's taxonomy places the organism in Eukaryota, Metazoa, Arthropoda, Insecta, Hymenoptera, Athaliidae. Gene Ontology annotation, cellular component: extracellular region. The record is from RefSeq and is a predicted model, not a curated record. The transcript is spliced from 3 exons. Gene Ontology annotation, molecular function: hormone activity.
GGAACCGUGCAGAGCGCGAGCGAGCUGAUGUGGUGCAGCAGGCGCUCUCCGCUCGUAGUCGGUGAGCAACCUGCAACCCGGCGCCUUCUAACAUCAGUUGGGGCACCGUCGACGGACGUCGUCGCGACGCUCAACGGAAGAAUAAUCCCGAGGACUUGGACUUCCAGUAGAAAUUUUAGAACCGAGACGAGGAAAACGACGACGACGACGACGACGACGACGUCGGCGAGGACGAAGACGUAUAGCCGCAACAUUCGCGUUACCCUCGCGUUUUCACCGUCGCCAUCGUCAUCGCCGACUUUGCUUCCAGGACUAUACGAGGAGGACGAGCGGAAUUGGGAGAAUAUCCGCGCGCGUUCCGCGAAGAUUCCGCUCUGCGAUCCCCCCGCGCGGAGAGUGAGGCCGGACAGUCAUAGGGGUUGUGCACGUGCGGCACAACCGCGUAAUCGGGAGGCUGCACAGUAUUCGUUGGGGCGUUAAAAUGAUCUGCACGCGAUCGGCCUGCACCGUCCGAAGAGGCAACAGCGACUAUUAGCGAUCGGAUUCGAUUGAUUCUGAAGAUAAUAGACAUUUGAUAGUGAUAAAAUUACACGACGUAGAGAAUUACAUGUACAUAUAUUUUUUAUUCUGACUUUUCGAAUUGCGGCGAGGUGCGGGGAAUGACGUGUAGCAUCGUGAAUGGAAUUUACAAGCAAAACUGUCAGGACUGUGUCGGACAAUUGCGUCCGAGUUCCGCGUUGUUAUAAUUAUUCGCACUGCGACUCGUGCGCGGAUAUGCAGAUUUUAUAAAUUAUCGAAAACGAGAAGAGUUUAUUACCCCACUGGACGAAAGUGCUCCGAUACUUUUUGUAAAAUAGUAUGGUUGGCGUAUACUAAGCUUUGAAAUACCAUGUAUAUGCAAUUGACAUUCGCGAUAGUCGUAUAAGUGUAAAAAGUAUUCCAUUAUCUGUGACCAAAAAUUGGCAACGCGACCAAUUAUUCAAGUGCUCAACUGUGAUAUUUCAAGUGAUAUAAAUAAUAGUGAAUGUUAUACCUCGUGGACCCCGUCUCUUUAACGAUACUAAAUGUCCACAAAUUGGUUGAACGUUGUCCUGGCUCUACUGCUGGCUGUGGCAUUGGCAGUACCGCAUUUAUCUCGCGCUCAAUCCGACAUAUUCCGUUUCGGCGAGAAAAGACAGUCACAGAAUACCCAGAAUAAGUACUGCGGCAAGAAUCUAUCCAAUGCUCUCCAGCUGCUCUGCAACGGGGUCUACGCCCAGAUGUUCAAAAAGGGUGGGCAAGAAAUGGAGAUGGACGACUACCCUUACGGAUACGACGACUCGUACCCUUUCAGAACGAGGGCCAGUGCGAACGCGAUGAUGGGACGUUUCGGGGGUGGACGUUUCCGACGACAAUCUCGCGGCGUCCACGACGAGUGCUGCGUAAAACCAUGCUCGGUCAGUGAGCUUACGAGCUACUGCGGCCGUUAAUGCACACCAGAUCCAUCGAAGCGCGGCACAUGACACACGGCACAUGGCACAUUGAGCGAAUGACGUGCCGCAUACACCGUAUACACGCAUAAAAGACACACGCGCGCCCACCCCUGUUUCGAUUAUCAUCAUUAUAUAAAAAAAAUAAAGGAAAAAUCACUAAAUA